AUGUCUCCUCAGUCACAUAAUGAAUACGAUAUUAUUUUUGCCGGAGGUGGAACCACGGCUUGUAUAGUUGCUGGUCGUCUUGCUGCCGCAGACCCGAACCUAAGGAUCCUGAUCUUAGAGGCUGGCCCACAUACCAAAGAUGUUGAUAAACAUACGCAACCAGCUCGUUACCUGUCGAACAUAAAGACGCAGACCAAUAGUGAGACGACGUGGUUUCACAAGGCUGAACCCUCUCCUUAUCUCGACGGACGCGCGCUCGGCAUACACUGUGGACGAUGUGUCGGGGGUGGUUCCAAUGUUAACUUUAUGAUGUACACUCGAGCUUCUGUGUCGGACUAUGAUGAAUGGGAAAAGAAUCAUCACAAUCCCGGGUGGAGUUCCAAGGAUCUAAUUCCUUUAAUGAAAAAGUCCGAGACUUAUCAAGUUAAACCUGGCGAACCAACUCACGGAUAUUCGGGACCGUUGAAAGUCUCUUAUGGGGGCCUCUUCACCAAUGUUGGAAAACAAUGCCUCGAAGCCGCUCUCGGAUACGACAAAGGACGUGUUGCGGCAGAAGACAGCAACGACUUAUCUAACCCAAAUGGACUGAACAGAGAUGGGCGAAGUGAAUGGAUCGAUGGAGAAACAGGAAAGCGUUCCGAUACAGCACACUGCUACAUUUACAACCAAGAAGGCAACAAGAAUAUGCAUGUUCUCGCAGGGAAAGUGGUAAAACGAGUGGUUAUAGAGAACGGCCGUGCAGUGGGAGUGGAGUACACUGAUGAUCUUAUCACAAAUCCAGAUGGUGACCAAAUGACUCACCUUGCACGAGCUUCUCGUCUCGUCGUUGUUUCUGGUGGUGCAUUUGGCUCUCCGGCGAUUCUCGAGAGAUCUGGAAUAGGUGCCAAGGAAGUCUUAUAUAAGCACGGCGUAGAGCAAAUUGUGAAUCUCCCUUGUGUGGGUGAGAACUAUCAAGAUCACCCUGUUACGUUCCCUGUGUUCCUCGCAGGGAAUGACGCUCAAACUCUAGACUUGAUAUAUCGCGGCGAUGAAGAUUCCAUCACAACUCAAUGGAAAAGCAAGGGUAAUGGGAUUCUUGCUCACAAUGGAUAUGAUAUAGCUAUAAAACUCCGACCUAAUGCGGCAGAGCUGAAAGAGCUCGGCCCUGGGUUUGAAGCCCGAUGGAAAGCGAAUUUCGAGGAUAAGCCAGAUAAGCCAGCUGUCCUCAUAGUUCCUUGCUCCGGAUUCAUCGGGGACCAUAGUGACAUACCAAAGCGCGAGUAUAUAGGAGCAUGCUAUUAUAUCUGCUAUCCCUCUUCUAUUGGCCGCGUUCACAUCGGCUCUGGACAAGACCCCAAUGCGCCACCCGAAUUUCACUCUGGUUUCCUAGAAGACCCGCGCGACAUCGCAGCAUUCCGCCUCGCUUACAAGAAAGUGCGUGAGAUAGUACGGCGGAUCCCUCUUUAUCGUGGGGAAUACCAGCCUCGACAGCCUGUAUUUCCGGAAGGAAGCGCAGCAGCAUGUAAGGAGGUUGAGGGACCUGUUCCAAUCGAUGCUCCCGAUAUUGUAUACACUCCAGAGGAUGACAAGGCUAUUGAGAUGUUCCAUCGCCAGAUGGCUGGGAGUGCACGUCAUUCCCUGGGUACAUGUGCGAUGAAACCACGGGAAAAUGGAGGGGUAGUCGAUCCUCGGCUCAAUGUGUAUGGUGUAGAAAGACUGAAGGUAGUAGAUCUAUCAAUCGUUCCAUCUAAUAUCGCUUCGAAUACCUAUUCCACUGCGGUAGUAAUUGGAGAAAAGGCUGCUAUGCUCAUCGCCGAGGACCUGGGGAUUAAGGGUGUUUGA
Molecule: messenger RNA, 1821 nt
Organism: Serpula lacrymans var. lacrymans S7.9
Lineage: Eukaryota; Fungi; Basidiomycota; Agaricomycetes; Boletales; Serpulaceae
Exons: 16
Coding region: 1-1821 (606 amino acids)
Molecular function (GO): oxidoreductase activity, acting on CH-OH group of donors; flavin adenine dinucleotide binding
Source: RefSeq, a predicted model, not a curated record